This is a messenger RNA of Rana temporaria (common frog), 2665 nucleotides long. Its product is annotated as cholinesterase-like. The transcript has 4 exons. The coding region runs from base 79 to 1866 and encodes 595 amino acids. Lineage: Eukaryota; Metazoa; Chordata; Amphibia; Anura; Ranidae. Gene Ontology annotation, biological process: choline metabolic process; acetylcholine catabolic process. Gene Ontology annotation, molecular function: acetylcholinesterase activity. The record is from RefSeq and is a predicted model, not a curated record. Gene Ontology annotation, cellular component: plasma membrane.
UAUCAGCUUCAUCGAGGAUAUAAAAUAGUAAGAACAGAAACACCUGAAACCUUCAAGAAGCAACAUCCUGGAAGAAGUAUGCCGGCAAUUGGAAAGAUUAAAUCUCUUGUCCAUUUACCUAUUUAUAUUUUUGUAAUACUUCCCUCACUUUUGAGUGCAAGCAAUGAAGAGGAUACAGUAGUAGAAAUAAAGCAAGGGAAAGUCAGAGGAUUUCAUCUACCAACACUCUCUGGAUCAGUUAUAGCUUAUCUGGGCAUACCUUAUGGUGAAGCUCCAACUGAAACACAAAGGUUUAAAAAGCCAGAACCACGAAACCCUUGGCGAGGCAUUUAUAAUGCUACUAAAUAUGGAAAAUCCUGUUACCAAUGGAGGGAUGAAGCCUUUGCUAGUUUUGCAGGUGCAAAUAUGUGGCAAGUAAACAAUGAAAUGAGUGAAGACUGCCUCCAUCUAAAUGUUUGGGUUCCAUCAUUCAAGCCAAAAUCAGCUCAAGUCAUGGUCUUCAUCUACGGUGGGGCAUUUCUUGCCGGCACAUCUUCCUUGGAAAUAUAUGACCCAAGCAUCCUGACUUUUUCUGAGGACAUAAUCUUGGUGUCGAUGAACUAUAGAGUUGGGGCCUUUGGAUUUUUGGCAUUACCAGCAAACAAGGAUAUUCCAGGAAAUGCUGGCUUGUUUGACCAACAGUUGGCUCUUAAAUGGGUUCAUGAGAACAUUGCUGCUUUUGGUGGAGAUCCCAAUAGUGUUACUCUCUUUGGACACAGUUCUGGAGCUGCAUGUGUAGGCUUUCAUUUACUUUCUCCUGGAAGUCAAAAAUAUAUCAAACGAGUCAUUUUACAAAGUGGUUCUGUUAGUGCAGCUUGGGCAAUAAAUACUCAUAAAAGGGCAAAGAGGUUAACUUUGAAACUGGCAGAUCUCCUAGGAUGUCCUAUUAAUGAUGAACGUGCAAUGGUAGAUUGUCUUAAAAAGAUGGAUGCUACAAAGAUAGUUGACAAACAGUUAUAUGUUGAAACCAUACACCCCUUUGCUCUUACUCGAAUAACACCCAUUGUUGACUAUGACUUUAUUAGUGAUACACCAUCUAAUGCUAUAAAAGAGGGUUUCAAGAAAACAGAGGUUUUAAUAGGUGGGACUAAGGAUGAUGGAAAUCCUUUUGUAAUAUCGGUUGCUCCUGGCUUUAGCAGGGAACAUGACAGCCUUAUAACUACAGAAUAUUUGGUCAAGGGAAUUGCACAAAUUUUUCCAACAGUUGGAGAUCUUGGAACAGAAUUAAUUUUAUUUGAAUAUAAAGACUGGGAAAAUAAAGACAGUAAAGAAAAGAACAGAGACGCCAUGGAGCUAAUUGUACGAGAUUAUUACAUGAUUUGCCCAAUGAAGCAUUUUGCACAGGAAGUAUUAAAACACAAACUCAACAUAUAUUUCUAUGAGUUUGGUCAUCGAUCUUCGCAAGAGGUCUGGCCGGAAUGGAUGGGAGUCCCCCAUGGGGCCAUAUUGCCAUUUAUGUUUGGGAAAGCGCUUAUCCGAGAAAGAAAUUUCACUGAAGCUGAACAAAAUCUUAGCAAGCGAGUUAUGAAAGUGUGGGCCAACUUUGCAAGAAAUGGAACACCUCAUAAUGCUGAAUACAACUUCACCUGGCCUCUUUACACCAAUGAAGAUGAAACAUACGCAGUCCUAAAGACCGGUUCCUGGGAAGUUAAAAAUAAUCUUUAUUCUAAACGUUGUCGGUUGAUGAAUUCUGUCCUUCCAAAACUUGCCAGACAACUAGGGGAAACUUUUGAUGGAAAUUUGUGGAGUGAGUCAAUAAAAUCAGAUAACAGUUGCUAUAAGGAUGAGAUUUCGGGAGAAGUGUCAUGCCAGUCAACAUUGGAUUGAAAAGUCUUCAUUAAUCCUGACCCCCCUUCCCUCCCCCCCCCUUUUCCUCUACUUCUUGUCAUGGUUAAAGGAGAAUUACAGGUAUAGAUAUUUUAUAAAUGGGACAAAAUAUAUAUGUCUUGUCUAGCUUGGGCCAAUAUAACUAUGCAUAUACCAUACCUGACUGAAGCACCGAGAAUCUGAAAAUCACUGAAGUAGAGACUGGUAGUCCAAUGAUUUACACCAGUUUCUAAGUCCCAAUCCGAGUGGCUGCCCUGCUGCAUUCUGAACACAGGGGAUAAGCUGCUUGGUACAGACGCCAUUCAGGGAAUGCUUUGCAUUUUCCUGAUUGAAUGAGAAGGGUUUUCUGCUUGGAUGAGGUGGACAUGGGUGGUGAUGUAACGUUCUCCACCUCAUCCAACCAGAGAAUGGUUUGCAGUGAUUGCCGGCUUCCAUUGGCUCAAGCUAGAAUAAUGUAACUAUGUAUAAAAUAUCCAUACCUGGAAUUCUUCUUUAAGGCCUGAGGGAUGUUCCUGGGUAGAGACCUCUCCCAAUACAACACUCAAAUUUUGACAAAAUAAAUCUAUUUCAAAUGACCCCCUGAGGAUAUCUAUAGUGGGCAGAGCCCCCUCUCAAAGGAAUGCUCAUCAUUGGUAUUGCAACUGGCGUUACAGUAUGGUCAUAUGGGGCAAUUUGAUGUACCCAUAUUUGUACUCUCUUAUUGCUCCCUAUUUUAAGAUGUGUACGCUUGUAUAUCAAAGUCUGUUGUACUCAGAUUGCAUAACACUUGUUUAAUAAAGAUUUACUGAAACGAAAAGCA